AUGACAAGCGACUUCCAUCGCCCCGGUCUACACCCGCUGUCGCAUCUCAAAGCUGGUCCGACAAUCUCUAGCUCUAAAUCAACAGCCCGACCUGCUUCCUCAACUGCGCAGCCAUCUCUUCAGACAUCCUCCCGAUCGCGUCUUUCAAAGUAUAACUCUAGUCACGAUGGAAAUAUAGAUACAUUCAGCGAUAAGGCGACAACAACACUUAUCCGUCGCGUUCUUUGUCCUCAGGCGAACAGCUCUUUGUCCCUAGAGGAGUUGCUACCUCCUCUCACGAGCUCCAACGAUGUAGACCAUCAGCUCUACGCCCUGAUCGCUAUCAUUGUCAAAGAAUUCGUUUAUUCUUGGUAUUCGAAGAUCACGUCCGAUCAGAUUUUUGUCAAUGAGCUUCUGCAGGUCAUUGCGCAUUGUACGCGUGCGCUCGAGCAACGGUUGCGACAGACUGAUGUUUCCCAGCUGGUUCUGGAUGAGAUUCCUGCUCUUAUUGAAGCACAUAUAUCUUCAUACCGGUUUGCUAAACAACAAUCAACCCUUUCUGGGUUGCCAACAUCGACUCGCACGAUAUUUCAUGCAUUGAACCCACACCCGGGUCUUUCGCCCAUUCCAGAUCCUGCUCACCCACAGAGUAUUGCCGAGCAAUGUGAAAAUGAAUCAUCAUACCGACGGUUGCUAAUGUACGGAACGCUGGCCGUUCUCCUCCCCACAGAAGAUCUCGAGAAUAGCUGUUUGCGCACCUUGCUAGUUGAUAUUCUGGCGGAUCUCAUCUUGGGGAAAGAAGUCAGUGGAAAAAUAUGCGAGAGAUGGUUCUUGUGGGAGACGAUUGCAAAACUUGUUGAAGUCAGUCAGCAAGAUCCCCGCCAUGACGACAAGAGCAAAUCUCAGGGACAGCCAGAGGAUCGACUGAGAAAAUUCGGUUUACUCUCGACUGAGGAAGAAGACUGCGAUGUGUCAUACAUGUCUCAAUCGCGAAUCUCCAUGUGGAUCUGGAGUGUCCUUCAGUACGCCUAUGUAACCUUUCUUGUUCUACGUUUUAUUGCGACGGGACUAUUUCGCGUUGCUUCACAACCUCAACCCACUACUUCGCGGGUAACAAAGACCUAUCCUCCAAGUGCGACUGCUAGUCCAGUCAAUCAGCGUCCAGUACUGGACUUCCGGCUGUUUAGCAUGGUCUCGGAACUAUUGGCAGUGCCCCAACGAAUGCCAUGGUUGGGAGGACUUUUGGCGCUUUUUCAACAUCUGGUACUGGCGGGUCCAGGGAGAUUAGGAGAUGCUGACAGCACUCUUGAUAGGUUCCUGUAUGAGACCAUUCAAGACUAUGUGUUGACCCCCGCUCUGUUGCCCCAUCUGCUUCUCGCGUCCAGGACGGCGCUUUUCCCAGUAAAUGUUCCUGCACCGCAGGGGGCGGAGCCUGAUCGAGCAGUCCAACUCCCGUUAUCAAUGCGUACCCCUACGUCAUCUGCAGCAGAGGGCGGCAAAGCCAACAUUACUAACAAAGGGUAUGCGAAUACGUCGUCGGCCGAGAGCGCUGGACCAUCAGCACCAGAAAUUGCUGCUAUCAGGCGACAUUGUGCGGUCAAUAUCUUGGCACUGAUUCCGCGGCCAGUUGCGCGACGAUUAUUUGGUGUUGUGCACAAUAGUAGUAAUAAUAGCAACCAUCGUACCAUCUGGAUCGAUGAUAACGAUCAAAUUAACAGCCACGAGUCAGGGCCAACAGCUGGUGGAUCCGAUGCUGAUCGAGAACACGGGGCAGAAGAAGACGAAGACGCGGUUUUCGUUGCGGCCAUUGAGAAUGAACUGCUUGAUAUGUUGGAAGAUGAGUACUGUAAUAAGCAUCUUGUAUAUUCAAUUAUUGAAACUGUUCUAGUUAGGCUUGUGCCUGAGUUGGGUGAGCGGUCUGUUGGGGAGUUGCUUGAGGACCGGGGGGUUUGUUUUUCUAAUGUUUGA
Aspergillus ruber CBS 135680 is the source of this 1947-nucleotide messenger RNA. RefSeq names its product PXA domain-containing protein. The coding region runs from base 1 to 1947 and encodes 648 amino acids. Gene Ontology annotation, cellular component: late endosome; early endosome; extrinsic component of endosome membrane. NCBI's taxonomy places the organism in Eukaryota, Fungi, Ascomycota, Eurotiomycetes, Eurotiales, Aspergillaceae. Gene Ontology annotation, molecular function: phosphatidylinositol binding. Gene Ontology annotation, biological process: protein targeting to lysosome; endosome to lysosome transport; early endosome to late endosome transport. The record is from RefSeq and is a predicted model, not a curated record. The transcript is spliced from 4 exons.